AUGGGGCAAGGCCAAGGCCCUGACAGUUCCAGCUAUGACAGCCGUAGAACCCAAGGCCAAGGCCCUGACAGUUCCAGCUAUGACAGCCGUAGAACCCAAGGCCAAGGCCCUGACAGUUCCAGCUAUGACAGCCGUAGAACCCAAGGCCAAGGCCCUGACAGUUCCAGCUAUGACAGCCGUAGAACCCAAGGCCAAGGCCCUGACAGUUCCAGCUAUGACAGCCGUAGGGCCCAAGGCCAUGGCCCUGACAGUUCCAGCUAUGACAGCCGUAGAGCCCACGGCCAGGGCAAUGACAGUUCUAGGUACAACAGCCGUAGAUAUGAGAGCCCUAGUUAUGACAGGUCGGGCCAGGAAAGUCUUAACGCUGGCUCCUCCAGCUAUGACAGCCGCCAAUAUGAGAGCCUAGGCUAUGACAGUCCACGCCAGGAAAGCAGUAAAACUGAAUUAUCAAGCUCUGACAGUCGUGAAUAUGGGAGUCCCGGACGGGAAAGCCCAGACACUGACCCCGACAGCUAUCCAAUCAAUGAAGCGACUGCGUAUGAAGAGGUCGAGCCCGUUGAAGAUCACGGCCCUGUGUGUGCACGGACCUGUCGGCCGCAUGGUGACGUUGCAGAGGAAGUGUGGGCGCCGGGGAAGGUGUACCAGUAUAGUUAUCGAGGCCACGUCACCAGUACCUCUGUGGAGACUGACGGGGCCGAGUCAAGUAUGGUCAUCACGGCUACAGUCUCCAUCACUGCCAACACCCUCUGUGACCUCAAGCUGAAGGUGAUGGACAUGAGAAUAGCAGAUGUGGCUGAUGAGGACUCACUAUGGUUCCGGGAGGCCGUGCAGGACCAUGACCUACACUUCAGCUACCAGGGAGGCAAGAUAGAGCACCUGUGUCCUCACGAUGAUGAAAACGCUGUCGCCACAAACUUCAAGCGAGGAAUAUUGUCAUCAUUGCAGAUGAGCAUCUCCAACCUGGCAGAGCGGGAGCAAGUCAUUGUGCAGGAGAGCGACGUGUCUGGGGAGUGUGAGACGAGGUACACUGUCAUUCAGCUGGACAAUGAAGAAAAUUCGAGGGUGAUGGUGAACAAGACGAAGAACAACUGCCGUGCCGACACCCACUUUCCCUACAUCCCUUAUUCCCAGCACACCUCCAACACCUACAACAGUGAGGUCCCUCUCUUCGGGAAUAAACAGUCAUGCCAGAUGACCCUAACCAGUGGCGUGUGGGAGCGUGUGGAGUGUACUCAGGAGCUUACGGUAGACAAAGCUCCUUGGGACUUUGGUAGCCACGCCUACCUGGCCUCCACCACUGUCUCCUCUAGCCUCCUCCUUCACACAACACCUUAUGAUGCCCAAGACACCUUCCUACAAGGCAGUCAACGACAAAGGAGAGAAUCACUGAGGAUGGACCUGGAAGGAGCCAUGCACGCUGAUGAGGCCAGGCAACACCAAGAGUCCUCUGAAAUCCUAGAACAGGUUGCAGAGACUUUAACCAACCUUCUGACUUCUAUGAGACCAAAUUCUGAAAUAGAGGAGCAGAGACCCCACUUCUUCUCCCACCUGGUGAGCCUUUUGGGUCAACUCAAGCAGGAGGUGGAUUUGGACGAUGUUUGGGACACCUACGGCAGUGAGGAGGACCACAGGGAGCUGUUGUUGGAUGCUCUACUACUGUGUGAGCGCGGCCCCUGCAUCCACCUGGUGUCCCGCCUGGUGCAGGAGGACCACCUAGCUCUAACACCCAACAGACUCACCACCUGGCUCACUGGACUCCACUUCCACACACAUACUGACCCUCUUGCCAUCACUCAUGUCUUGGAUGUGGCCCAGAGUCAGGUGAAUGUGGCCCCUCAGGCAGUGAUGGCUGCCUCGAGUAUGGUCUACAGAAUGUGUCAGCAAGACUCUUCCAACUGCCUCACUCACGCACAGCCUUUCCUGGAGUAUGUGAGGGAGGAAAUAGGCGACUCUUGCGGUUGGGGAGAAUCAAGAGAACGACAACAACAAGUCAAACAGAUGUUGAGAGCUUUAGGAAAUGCUGGAGUGCUGCCUGACCACCGCUUCCCUGAGAUGUGCUACAUGAACAAGAUGCUGGUGCCAGAGCUGCGUGUUGCUGCCCUACAGACUUACCGACGCAGUGGAUGUGCUGAUACUGAAGCUCCUUGGACGAUUCUGGAGGAUGUUGAUGAGAAGGUGGAUGUCCGGAUAGCAGCUUUCCUGGCUCUUGUCCCCUGUGCCACCCACACCCCGGGCUUCUUCAUGCGGAUCAGUAACCUCUUGGAAAAGGAAGAUGUCAAUCAAGUUGGUUCCUACAUCUGGACUCACAUGUGCAACUUGGCAGAACAGCCAGACAACAGUGAACACAGCAAACAGCUGGCCAAGUUAAUGGCCCAGCACAACUUGCAUGACAAGUUUAACACCAAUGCCUUCCGCACCUCCCGUAACUACCGCUAUGCACAGUUUAGUGAAAUGCUGAACCUGGGUGGAAGUGUAGAUACUGAUGUGAUCUACACACCAGAGUCAUACCUGCCCCGCCAAGCAGCCGUCAACCUGACCCUUGACCUGAUGGACAAGUCUAUCAACAUCUUUGAGUUUGGCGGUGACUUCAGAGGCCUGGAAGACUACAUCGAAAGAUUAUUUGGUAAAAAUGGUUACUUUGAAAAUGAGGGAAUUCAAAAAGUGUUGGGAAGUCUUAAACCAAAGAAUGAUGUUCACCAAGAAAAAGUCGAAGAAUUCCAGAGGCUGUACGAUGAGGCAAGAACAAAGAAUGAGUUGGAAACUGAGCAAGGAGACGAGGAGGAGCGAAGAGCCUCCCUCUACCUGAGAAUGUUUGGUAAUGAGGUGGUCUACCUGGACAAUGUUCUUAACACUAACCCACUGCAGCUCCUGCAGCAGUUGAUCCACGACUUCACAUCUCCAAAGUCGUUCCAGGUUGUGAACCAAGAGUUCUUGAGAGCAACAUUGCUGGGUUUCCCACUUCGCCUAAAACUCAACGCUACUGGCUCAGUGACUUUCAGCCGGUCGGGCACAUUUGAAAUGAGAGGUUAUCAGAACAUUCUCAUGGAGGGCAAACUCUCAUCUUCAGCAGUUGUUGCCAUGGAUGAAAUGCUCAUGGUAGAUGGAUACACUUGCUCUAGUGGCAUCAGGAGAAGAACAACACAUCUGAGUCACUUAGAUAUUGGUGGUAAAUUUUCACUUGAGGAUGGACAGAUUGUAGAUGCACGAAUUGACAUGCCUAAAUCAGAAUUGGCAGCAGUGAGUUCAUCCGUAAAAGUUUCCCUCUACAAGAAUUUACAAAGGGACUGGGAAGAACAAAGAUCUGAAACAGCAGAUGAGGAGAAAGAAGAAAACUGCUUUCCAGAGAGUUUGAGUAAUGCUCUGGGUGUUUCUGUGUGCAGUAGUCACAGUCAUGGUGUACACGGAGGAGUUGUUCCUGGUGCCCCGUAUGAAACACAAGUUACAGUGUCCAAAAGUGAUAACUUUGACUAUUACGUUUUAUCAUUUAGGAAACUAGGAAAUACUGUUGAAGCUCUUUUUGACACCCCAGGUUCUUCUUAUGAUAGAAGAGUUAGUUUUCAGGUAGACGUUAGACCAGAUGGUGCAGAGGGUUAUAUUGUGAUACCCGGGAGGGGUGUAGAGGGGCAGUAUGAGAACACUGGGUCAUUUAAAAUGAUCAGCCUUCAAUAUCAGAAAAACUCAGAGCUUCAAGGAGAAUUUGAAUUAUCUCUUCAAAUAACAAAAGAAGGUAUAAAUACCAAGUUUGCUCCUAAGUUAUUCCUGUCUGUGAAAAAUGUCGUUGACGUGGACAUAGACGGCUCUCUGUUGUUGGGUCCAGAUGUCUUCAGAGCUGAGGGAAGCAUUAUGACAAGUCUCCAGGCAGAAGCAGCGAGGAUCUUUGCCAAAUGGGAACGAGGCGGUGGUCAGCACAAGGUUGAGGCUGGGUUCAAUCUUGGACAAAUGUUUAUCAGCACUUAUGCAACUCUAUUGACAAGUCCUGAGAAAACGAUGCUGCAGGCAACAUGUGAAUAUGGCUCAGGUCCUGGUCAGUCACACUCACUGUCUUUUACACUGGAUUCAUCACAGCUGGUGGACAAUGGGCAGAAAACAACUCGGGGUUACUUAUCCAUGCAGUCAAGCCAAGCUGAAGCCUAUGUGGAUCUGGACUUCAAGUACCAACCUGGACAUGCAGAAGCCAGCACAAACAUCUCGGUUUUCAACACUGAGGUGAGCUCUCAGCUGGUGCUCAAGAACAUUAAGGAGGGAGACAAGAGAGACUUCCAAGUGACAGUCAGCUUUGCCAGUCCUCAACUGAACAUCAACUAUCUGGGUCAAGCUAUAUACAAGGUAUCAAAUCAAGCUGGACUAGUCGAGGCGGAGGUCAAUCUUGGAUCACUGCUGUUCUUCAAGCUUGCACUGACUUCCUUACAAGAGGAUGACCCACUGCAUUUGCUCAGUGGAUUCCACUUUCAGAUUAAUGAUUUUAUAAUUCAGUCUGGAUACAACAUUGACCUGAGUAAGCCAGACCAAGUUGUCAUUCUGAUAAGCAGCACCGUUGGACCAUUAAUUGGAGUGUUGCACCUAGAGGCAGAGUACAACCCUCAGAAACCCUUCAAUGCCUCGCUCGAGGCCUACGCUGGCUAUGACACACAACAGGCUGGGCUCUCUCUGCUCACCUCCUCUGACCCUGACUGGCAACACUUCUCUGGUAAAACAAAACUUAAAUGGUUUGACUGGUCAUACAACGUUGAGCACAAAGCCUUGUGGAGCCCUGAUAAGAAACAAGUGAAGUUCUUCUGUGGAGAGACAUCUGUUGAAGCUACACUCAAAUCCUCACCAAACCCUUAUGCCGAGCUACAGAUCCACACUAACUCAGAGGAAAGUUCCCCUGACCUGCAGAUAGCAAUUAAGAAGCAAGAGCAGACAGACGACAACACCGGAUAUGAGGCCUACGUGAAAACGGGCAGUGACAUCCUCUUCCACUUCUCUUCUAUUUACUCUAUACACCAUACAUUCACGAGCAGUAUAAAACUGUUAGAGAGUGAGAUACAGGUGUAUGGUGAACACAGCCAACCUGAACCACAUCUUAUGGAAAGCAAAGCACAAGUUACUGUCACAUUACCCUCAAAACGGACCUUUGAUUCUUUCCUGAGUUUUUCACACUCCUACGAUGGCAUCACACGAGAUGUAAAGGUUUCCCAUCGUUAUAACAACGAUAUCAUCGAAGGUCACAUGACUCUUGCACAUCAUGAUGGUUGGUUCAUGGAUGACACGCUCAGCUUCAUCUUCUCUCUAACAACACCUUUUGCACAUCUACACAAUGUUGGAUUUACCUUUGAGAGCCAUGGAGAUCCCUCACUGCUGGACUUUGUUGAGGUUGAAUGGGAAGAUCUGAAGAUUCGUGGGGAAGCCCAGCUAAGUGACCCAACCAACCUAGAAGCAAAAUUACUGUAUGAAGAUGGAGGUACUUGUAACUCUCACAUCCACAUAUAUCACAAGUUUGAUGGCUUACAGUACUUGACCGGGGCAACCUUAGGUGUGACAGCAGCACAUGCUCCUUGGUCAAUUCAGGUUAUCACCAAUUUGGGUCAGUCUGGCAUGGAAGAAUCCGUGGAAAUUCAGCUAAGUUUCCAGUCUCCCUUGUUAACAGUGCCUUUCCAGCUGCAUGGAACAUCUAAGGUUGCAGAGAAUCAUUUAGCUCUUCAUGUUCAGGCAGAGAUGGAAGAAAAAGUAACACUUACAUUCUCUGGAAAGAAUGAGUUUGAAAAUAUGAAUACUCGAAAGUUCUUAGUAGGUUUAGACUUUAACUCUCCUUGGACCGAACCUGUGCAUCUCAAUAUCACAAAUACUCAAAACGAUGACUGCUUCAAUGUUACAAUUGACUUCUGGUCAUUCUUGCACCCAAUCAAUUCACUGACAGCUGAGUUUAAUGCUGUUUAUGCUGUGCUCGAUGACAUCAAGGCACACUUUUAUCUGUCACAUGAUCAGUUUCAGGUUAAUAUGGAUUUAUCUCACAGUUUGGCUGACAGAAGUAUGAAUAAUCACUUUGAAGCCUCGGUCAAUUCAGCAAAAAUUACUGGUCAGUUUGAUGCCAAGUGGGAUGGAGACUUUGUCCCAGUAACUACAACUGGACAGUUAUCUUUUGUCAACUUGUUUGAACAUCAAUUCGACAUAACUUUGUCUCAAACUAAAGAACAUAAAAUUUUCAAAACCGAAUUGGUUGGUUUGUGGGAUGAGCUGAUAUAUAGAGUGGAUCACCAGCUUAAUCUGAAGAGACCUUUGGAAUGGUCGAAUGUGUUGCAAGUCACGCUUCCAGAUCAAGAAGAAGCUAUUGCUGUUGAAAUCUCACUCAAUGCUCAAUAUGACUUUUCUUCUGUAAACUCCAGUAUCUACUUUGUCUCCCCUUGGACUAAAGAUACCAAAGUCGAAGCUGCAUUACAAAUGACAGAUUCUCUAACAAACUUUGAAUUUAAAUUAUUUUAUGAUAAUGAUUCCAUUAUAAAAUUGAUACUACAGUCUACUGGCCCAGUACAUUGGUGCCUUGCAGAUCUAGAAUUAGAAGUGACUUCUUCUUUCUUCAAGAGAAGUUAUAUUAAGUGGGAGCAUAAUUUGGAAACAGAAAAUCUUGUAUUCUUAGAGAUCACCCAUGGAGCAAACUUCCCCUCAGAAGGCAAUGACUUCUAUUUCAAAGGUACAGGUAAUUUGGUUUACAACCAGGGGUGGUAUGAUCAUGAAUUUUCACACUUUGACUACAAUCUCAUAUUUAAUUACCCCAGAUCACAAAUUGACUUGAUUUCUGAAAUGAAUAUUGACUCACAGUUCAGUGGAAAUUUGAGAGCCAAGUUGAAUGACUAUGUCUUCUCCAUAGGAUCAGCUGUUUAUGACGGAUUGGUUUUCAAGGGUACAGUUGGUGUCCCAGAGUUAAUGUAUGAAACAGAGUUGAAAUAUGAGAUGGGAAACAACAACUUUCCAGAUUUGCACUAUAGACUGGCUAGAAACUCUGUAAAUGUUUUUACCUUUGCAAAUAAGUUUGGUUCUGUCUAUCCCAAAUUUGAUGCCUUGUUCACCAUGAGUGUUUUAAUGGAGAGAAACAAUAUGGCCAAGAAUGGGCAGUUGAGGAUGAAGGCUGAUUUGACAAAUAUCCAUGAUUAUGCCUUCAACAGCACACUAAAACUGGAAACUGACUUUGAGGGCUUUGAAAAUUAUUGGGCUGAAUUAGAUACAGAUGUGAAUAUCCAGUCUGCAUCUAUUGAUGCUCACUUUAAUGGACUUUUGCACAUCAAUGACUGGCAUUACAAAACAAGAUUAAUUGGCUCGCUUGAGUUGGGACAUGAUAUCAGUUUGGAAUAUACAUCAUUCUAUGAUCUAACUUAUGAUGAACAUCAACUUGACCAAAAAGAAGUUUCUUUUUCAUUUACUAUUACAAAUGAUGAAGUCUUCCAGGGCAAACUUACAGUUCAAGUUGGGAUUGAUGAUCCCCAGUGGACGUUGUUCUUAUAUUAUAGUAAAAAGGAACAAGCUUUUGAAAGUUAUGUUAUUCCUGGUAACACGAAGAAAUAUGAAAUGUCAGCCCAGGUCAACAGACAUAAAUUUUCCACAGAUGCCCAAAUAACCAGUUCCGAUGGCUCAAAAUUCCAAGUUCUUCAAGGAAGCAUAAACUGGAACAUCAGGAGGCGAAAGAAGCAGUUUAGCAUUAAUAUGAGUUCAGAUUAUGAUUCAAUUAAGAAAAUCAUGGGACAGGUCAUCCUACAACAGAAGAAAGGCUUGGCAGCAAAUGCAAACUUCAGAGUCAAUGAAGAGAAUUUUGUUGGCAGCAUAAGGUACAUCUUUCAAGAUGCAGAAAACACUGGCAGAAUAAGUAUUAGGGCUGAAAAUAAUAUUUAUUUGCCCUUCAAAACUGACACCAAUAUAAACUUCUCCAUUGCACCAAACAAGUAUGAAUCUGAUCUGGUGAUGGAUCUGAAUGACCAAAAAGGUUGGUUUUCAGUAAAUGUGAAAGCUAGUCUGCCUGACUCAUACCUUCGACUUCAAAUUCCUUAUGAAGGAUUUGAAAAUAUAGAUCUAACAGUGAACAUUGACGUGGAAGACAACUGGGGAGUAAAAGUGUCAGUUCAGGCUCCAAAAUUUUGUGCUAAUUUUGAGGGUACACUUCAUAAGUCUCUGGAGAAUUUAUUAAUUACUAUAAACAUUCAGAGAGACUGUACAGGAGAAGCAAUGUUUGCAUUUAAAUUCAGUUAUGCCAUAGACAAAAAUUCAUUUGAUUUAUCAAGUAAUUGCCAUAUGCAAGACUAUGGUUCAAUAUAUAAAUUUGAGAUUAUUAGUGUUGGUACUUUUGGUGAAGGAAACCUGAAGAUGGAAGGACAAGUUUACCCACAACACUCUAUUGGUGUGGAAUUAAUAUGGACCUCACGUGAAACUCUGUCUUUCAUGAUACGAGCUUAUGACUUAUAUGUUGAUGUAACACAUUUCCAGUUCAAAUAUUCCUCCUCACUGAAAAUUACUGAAAUCAUCCUUGAACUUAAUCAAAGAAAAUUACUCUCAGUUGAUGCUAACUAUGACCUGCAGCCAGAAGAGACCAUGAUUGAUGCCACAUACUCUCACUCCCUGUUUGGAUCAUCACUAAAUGUAAAAUUCACAGCAGAGAUAAGCAUGAAAGAAGACGAGGGAAACAUGAAGCUGCUUCUCACAACUGAUAAAACAUUUGAGCAGGCUGAUCUUUUUAUAGAAUAUAAUCUGAAAGAAGAAAAGCAAGGGAACUUUAAGCUAUCAACAUCACUAGGUAAUGCUGAAGGCAAUGUUGUGCUACAGGAAACAGAAAAAUUAUUCUCUGUCUCUGCAGAUAUGAUCUCAAGCCUGCAUUCAUUCCGAGAAUAUUAUUUUAAGUUUGAUCAUGAGCAGGAAGCUGAUAAUCAUCAUUUUAAAGUCAUCAGUGUGCAAGAUGACAUUGAAUUCCAGCUUAAAGUCUCAUCAGUCAUGGAAGGUGACACAUCCAUGAUCAAUCUUAAUCUUCUGACACCAUUCAAAGAAUAUGAGAAUUUUGAUAUUGGGUUUAGUUACCCUGAGCCAAAUUCACCAGAAAAACCUUACUUAGCUCAUAUUCACAUGCUUUUAUCUGGAAGUUUGUAUGGAAUCAAUAUUAACCACAAUCAUCAAGAAUCUUGGAGAAGUCAAAAGACAGAAGUGACAUUCAUAUCUCCAAAAGAUAAAUUUAGUAAUGUCUCUGCAUCCUUCAUGUAUGAUAUAGAUGGCCAAGUAGCAGUGCAGUUUAAUGCCUCUCAAGGCAGUUUGGGAAUUGAAAGUACAUGGCAUUAUACAGAAAGAAAUAUAUUUGUCAGUAUAACAUUUGAUUUAAAAUGUUUUGACUUGGGUAAAUACUUAUUUAGUGCUGACAUUCCUCUCCUUCUCUCACAGAAUGGUGAGAUUAUAUUCGAGCGCCGUGAGACAGAUUUAGAUCUUAUUGCUAAAGUUACUACUGGAGAAUUCUUCAGACAUGCGAACAUCAGUUUCGUGUUGAUGCAAAUGAAAUCUUCAGUGGACAAUGCCUCAUAUUAUAUGAUGAGUUAUGAACUAGACAAUUCUCUCAAGAUUGAUGGGCAGUAUGAGGGCUGGAAGGCAAUGGCAGAACUAGAACUUGGAAGAAAUAAAAUUCCUGGGAUGUCAGGAAGUUUUAAGAUUAAUACAAACAUUGAAGGCUAUGAAGCAGUAGACGGGAUGUGGAACAUAAGAAAGAGAGCUGAAACUUACAGUGCUGAGAUCAAUAUAGACAUGAAACACCAGGGAACCAUAGCACUUAGUGUCAUAUUUGAUGCUCACCCCCAGGGUGCACGAAAGUCCUGGGAGAGUGGGAAGCUGACCAUAUUCUUUGAGUCACCCUUCACCUUGACUCAUCAUAUAAAGGCAGAAUACCAGUUAAAUGCUUUCAGUGUAGCAGCUUCUUACCAGUAUGGCCUCGAUACAUUCCAAAUUAAGUUUAAUUCAAAACUCAAACGGAAGGUUGGCACAAUCUCACUAACAGGUAACAUUCCAGUACGAGGAAUUUCAACAUUUACCUUCGACCUCAACUACGGGUUAAAAGACACUAUAAUUGCCAGUUUGGUGGCAAUUGUUGAACAAACGACUGUUGAAGCUAACUUGGAGCUUGGUUCUUAUGGGAUAGUUGGCUCAGUAACGUCAUCUGUGACAUCACCAUUUGUUUUGCCAAUAAAGGCAGCACUGAGCUGGUCUUUCAAUGAUGAGAGUUCAGUUUAUGUCAAAGCAACAUUUGAUUCUGGAAAACAUACAGGAGAAUUGAAGAUGACCCUUGAAGACACCCAUAAUUCAAAACAACUUGAAUUAUUGAUGAAAGCGCCAUUUGAAAUGUUUUCCACAUUUGAUUUUAGAGGACAGUUUACUUCCUCGGAGUCUGACCAUCUGCAUGCCUCAGCUAACUUGACUGUAAACCACCAUGUCUUCAAAACAGAAUUCACUUUUAUAAAUCGUACUUCUGAAAUUAAGUUAGAAUUUUCUGGAUUUAUAGAAGUUUUUGGAAGUAAAGGAUCUUUGGAAAUGGUAUUUGGGAGAAUUAAUUAUGUCUAUGAAAGUACAAUGUCAGGUAAGAUGACUGGCUACAAACCAUUCCAUAUAGUCUUGACUUUUGAUAGUCAACACAUCCAGUCAACAGUAAAAUAUAACAACGUGACUUUAUUAAGUGCACAUCUUAAUUUCUCCCAAUUAACCAUUAAAUUUGCAUGGGAGGACUACACUUACUUCAGUUUGAGAGCUCAUCUCACCCCAGCAGAUGAUGGUUAUGAGUUUGAGCUUGAAUUAAAUAGUUCAGUGACAAAACCAUUGACAAUACAGCUCACCUACUCUGAUUCUGAUGGCCAUAAGGGAAAUGCUCGUAUAACACUCGGCGACACGGUUUACAAAGUGAAUGCCACAGUACAUGCUCGAAAAAGGCAGUCCACUCUAGAAUUUCAUUUAGACUCAUCAGAAAAUCCGCAUACACCAGUUAUUGUUAAGGUGGCAUAUGACUUGAAGUCCUUCCUCAGAGGUAGGAUGAACUCUAUGGAGGAUUUAGCUUCUGCUUCCUUUGAAUGGGGAGAUGCUAUUCAUCUUAAAGUAACAGGGAUGCAUCAUAGAAAUCGCGCCAAGGUAAAUAUUGAGAUAUCUACACCGUUUAAAUCCCUGCCAAAGCUCCGCCUUGGCUUCGAUGGUGAGUUCUUGCAUAAGAGAUCAGUUGUUGACUUCACAUUCACAGCCUUUGUGGACUGGUCUCAGAAGAUCACUCUCACUGGAUUUUUCAAGCACAAGAAUAGAAAUCUUGACCUUCACUUUUCUCUUACAACUCCAUAUCCAAUACUGGAAAAGUUGUCAAUUUCCAUGAAGUUCAACUCUGGUCAUAUAGAAUCUACUCUUGAGUAUAAUAGCAAUGAGUGGCAUGUUGUGUGUGACUAUACACUUUCCCCAUCAUUUUCUUUGACCUUAACUGCCAAAACACCUGUCACAGGAUUUGAGAGUCUCACCUUUGUUACCUCUGCUGGAUUGGAAGAUGGUGUAAUUAAUGCUCAUGCUGAGUUAACCUGGCAAGAAACCAAUACUGUGAAAUUGCAGGUUGAGAUGCAAUUAUGGACCUUAGAAAUAAAGUUAAGCACUCCAUGGAAACCUCUCCAAGAAGCCUCUUUCAUGACUUCACUGAGAACAGAAAGUGAGGAGCUAAUGUUCAUAGCAGCUCUAGUGUGGGAUGAGAGAAAGGUAACAACGACCAUCAUCAACUCUCCAGUACGAUUCCAACUUCUUAGUAAAUACGAGAAGAACAGUGAAGAAAAUGGACUUGCCAGAGCUGAAUACCAACUCAGUGACCAAGAAUUUAAAUGUGAAAUAGAAAUACAAACUCCCUUUAAAUCUUUCAAAUCUUUAGAGUUGGCACUUAACCUUGGAGCACAAGAUCACCAAUUCAAAGGUAAAUUUGAUGCUAACAACAAAAAAACUCUUAUCGAGUGUAUAUAUGCUGUCACUGGUGGUAAAUUUACGGUCGAUAUUCCUGUAGCUGGUGAUUUCAUGUUUUCUCUGGAAGCCACCAACAUGUGGAUGGAGAUGUACUCACAUGUCGCCUUUGUUUACCCAGAGGCUGCUGUUCCACUGACUGCAUCCUUCAACUACCACAUCCACCCAGAUGACACAACAGCAAGUCUAGAUAUAAACUUUGAAUCUCCAAACUUAAGCUUAGAGUCACUAAACUUUAAUAUGACUGGCUCUUAUGAUAAAGGAAUAGGAUUAAGUAAGGCUUCAUCGAACUUGCUCUAUAAGAUUAGAGACAAACAACCUUCAAAAUAUGAUAUGAUUUUGACUUCCAGUGUUAUGGAGGACCAGUUGUCUUUGACACUUAAAGUUGAAAGUGACCGUAUCAACGUUCCAUAUAGUGUGAAGUGCCAAUUUCCAUUAUAUAAUGUGUUCUUAGAAGAAGGAAUUAUUGAAUUUGUUAUAUUUAAAGAGCAGGAACAACUGUUUAAAUUAUCCUAUGAGACAAUGUUUUCAGAUGAAGACUCAGUCAGUCGACACAUAGUGCUGGAGUUCCCUGAAUGGUCUGCUCAUGCCCAGGUUGUGUUCACUGGGGAGUCCUUGAGUAUUUCCUUCUCAUACCCAGAACCAGCAACAAAACACACACUUCUUUUCACAUGGUCCGAUGAUUUUGGAUUAGAGAAAUUUACCAUUGGAGUUGAACUCGACUCACCAUACAUAGAUAAAAUCACAUUUUAUAUGACUUUUGUGGCUCAAAGAAAAUUUACUUUUUCACUGGAUUCUGGAAUAUCUUAUGGUACAAAAAAGAUUGAUGUGAAAGGACUGUUCCAAUACAUAAAGAAGCUUAGUCAAAUUAAGUAUAGUGUGCAAGUCACAUCUGACUGGGUUGGUACACACUCAGUAGAAGCAAACAUUCAGUGGUUGAGCAACAUUUCUGCAGAUAUUAUACUUAACAGUCUGGAUAAAGAGCAUAAUAUUAAACUCCUAAUAGAUGUCACCGCCUACACUGUAGAUCUAACUUGCCAUUCGCCGUGGCUCCCAUACGAAGAUAUAAUUGUGACAGGAACAAUCAACAAUGAUUUUGAACCUUCAAACAUUCAAUUUGAAGGUCAUCUCACAGGCAAGAGAGGUAUUGAUGAAAUUUCUGCCCAAGUGAAGCUUGCAAGCACCGAUCUCUACAACGCCACAGUCUUAGUCUCUGUGAGACAAAACUUAAAAGAAGUGUUUAAGUUAUCUGGCUCUUCUGAGUUGGAUGGUACUAAUCUUAAAAUAAUUUAUAGAGUGACAAGUAUUAUUACAGAGUUAGAAAGUUCUUUGCUUCUCCAUUUUCAUAAUAACGAUGUAAAACGGCGUAUAGUGAUAGAGGCACAAAAUAAUGCGCUCUUGAAAACAUUUCAUAUGGAAAUCAUUAACAACAAAUAUUGGAAAAAUACACAACAGAUAACAGUAAGGUAUAAUGGAUACCAUUUUGAAAGUUCAGUUGAAAUGGGUGCUGAGAAUGGAAAGUUCAGAAUGUACACUACUUCUGAUUAUUUCUAUUACAGUAUAAAUGGCAUUUACAAUCUAAAAAAUAACUUUAACUCUCACUUGAGCAGUAAGACGUCUUUGGAUGCCCUUCAAGACUUUAAAAUUGGUAUAGAAUGGCCUGCCAAUGAGGAUGGCUACCUUAUGAGUUUUUACUUGCUUGGUGAGAAUGACGAGGAAACUGCUAUGUACAUAUACAGUAUGCCCGACUCUGUGAUGGGACGGAGUUUCACUUUCUUCCUCAAAACUCCUUUCAAGGGAUAUGAAGAGUUUGAAUUUGUAACUCCUCAGUUUAAUUAUAAGGAUUACAUCUUUAGAGUGUUGCUUCAAUACCCAGGUUUAAAGACAGGCAUUGUUUUGAAAAGUUUGAGCUUACAAGAAUUAAACUCUGAUAUGCAGUUCAUCAUUUAUCUACCAUUUGAAAAAUAUGAAAUAAUGUCCCUUAAAUUUGAAUCGGUCUCCAGUUAUAGAGCAAUAGAUGUUCGAGUUGGCAAAGUAGGUCUUACAUUAUCUGCACGAAUGAGUGGGAAAACUGUAGAUCUUCGAGCACGAGUUAAUGACUACAGCAUGAAGAUCCUUAUUCAAUCAAUUUUUCAGAGACCAAGUGCAUUUAGAAUGAAAAUGUAUAUUGAUUUUCACCCCAGAGAACUAUUGGGUGUUAACUUCUUCAUGAUUGAAUACCAAUACAAUCCUUUGGAAGGAAUUUACUUUUGUGCAAGGACUGACCAAGAGGAGCUCCUGAAGGCCCAAGUAUCAUGGGGUUCAGACAAAGUUUUUGCAAUCACUACACCCAAGAGGUACCCAGCCUACCUGGUCCUAAACUUAGCAUCAACCAAAGAGCGUAAUGACUACCAGCUUCUUGUUGGUGUCUCACUCAGAGAAGAUGGCUCUUGGGAUAAUUAUGGAUUCCAUAUACAUCAAGAAAUCCUUCAAGGUGGGCGCCAUCUCUCGCUGUCAGGAGAAGCCUCAGAAAAUCAGUUUCAUGUGGAGGGAACAUUUUCAGCAAAUUCUUUCCAUUUCAAUGAAAGUUUAAUAUUUGAAUUAAACAAUAAGAAAAUGGGUUAUAAAAGUUUGUUCCAGAGAGAACCAGGUUUCUUCAGUACUGUACACACAGGUGACAUCUAUGUGCUGCUGCCAGCUCAAACUGUGCACUAUAAAACUAAUGCAACAUCAAAUUCAAGAGAGUUAGAAAUGUUGUCAAGCUUCACAUGGAAUGAACAAGAUCCUGAAAUGCCACCAAUUACCUUCAAGGUGAAUUAUAAUGACAAUUCUUUCUUUGGACAAAUGAGGCAUUACUUAAAAGCAGUUUUCAGUCAUCCUGAUGUUAAAGACAUUUACCUUGAAUGUGACAUAAAGCAAGACCAAAACUCACCAUUACAUGGUUCAGCAGAACUUGUAGAUGGAAACUCUCCAGAGAGGAAUAUUGUAAUGAUGCUUGACAUACAACCUGUUACACAAGAUGGAGAACACAACAUAAAAGUCAACAUCUCGCAGCCUUUCUCUGAAUUUGCUCUGACCAUGGAUGCUCUGGUCUUAAGAUCAGUGUUCACCAGGGGAGAUUACAGGUUUAAAUAUUGGAGUUUAACUAAGGAGAUAUGGGAAGACUUGAAUAUCUUGACUGCUGUAAAUACAACUAAUAGUGGCUAUGACUUUUCUGCAAAUAUUUUCUCGUCUCAAGCAAAGUGGGGCUACAGUUACGAGGGGGACGUUCAUUCUUGGGAUAAUUCGGCCACGUUUAACAUUCAAGGAAACCCAAGCGACUGUGGAGAAUUUUGGAAAUUUGGAACGACAAUAAACAAACAUUUACCUGAACUACUUGUGUAUCUGGAUAUUGGACAGAAAGAUCAGGAAGCUUAUGAAGAAGGGAGGCUGAGAAUUGGGUUGCAUAAUCCAGUUGAACUUGGGACAGUUUUAGAUCAUAAACGAUUUGGGGAGUGGAGCCAAGAUGGUGCUGUUGGCCUGAAGCUUAUUACACCAGACAUACUCCAGUUCAUCUUUGAGUUUGACCCGUCUCUUGACUACAGUGAUAGCAGCUUCUUACGCCACUUGACCUCACCUGGAGAUAAGAUCCUGAAUACUUGGUGGCAUGACCUGACCUCGACAGCAUUUGCCUUCAAGCAGUGGAUUUCUGCAGAAGGUCCCAUAGCUAUAGAUGUCCUAAUUAAUCAGCAGACUCUACAAGCAGUUUUGGACAGUGAGACUCAUCACUACAAUGACUUCAUUUGGAAUAUUCACAAUGAUCUCCUCAUCAUUAGUGAGAAUAUCACAACCAUAUGGUACAGCUCUCUGCAACCUGCACUGGCUGCUGUUCACAGCUUCAUUACUAUCUUAACCCAGGACUUGCUGUGGUACCUUCAAGAUGUUAUGACCUGCCUGAGUGAUGGGCUUGGCUGGAUGUCUGAGGUAAUGACAGGAGUGUGGCUAGAUGUUGUCUCACAUUUGUCGUCUCUUCAGGAUCAGUUCAUCAUUUGGUGGAACAACAUGACCACAUGGUGGGUGGCAACCUUCAAUAACAUGAUGUAUCAGACAGUGAGGACCAUGAACCUAGCCAGAGGUGCCAUCCACGAGUGCUUGCUCAUUAUUGAGGGAGCCCUGCAGCCGUCCCUCCAGCGCCUCCACCACACUCUUAUAAGAUAUGGACAAGAGCUAGAGGCUGUCCUUAGAGGUCAGUGCUGGUACAAGGCCCGGCAGAUGGUUGAUGAGAUGAGAGCAGCAGUGCUAGAGGACGCCAGUGAUGUUGCAGCCAUUAUGUGGGAAUUCUUGCAACCAAUGGAAUAUUACAGCAGAUUAUUGCAAGUCGUAGAUAAAGUCAAGAUUUGGGUGACAGAUGCCUCUACUAUCGUUGAAGAUGGAUUUCACGGCCUACAAGCAACUGUACAAGAGUCUCCCAUGUUUCAGUUUCUCCAUGAAGCACAGCAACAGAUCCAAAGUUUUCUGUCUGAAGUAUCAUUUGUUGCACUGUAUGAUUUGAUGGAGCAAGGAGUGUCAGGUUUGUGGCCGUAUGUCUCCACAGCAACUGAGGAAGUUCUCAAACUGUGGGGGGAGAACAGUGAAAGAUUCCAUAGAUUUGCUGGUGAGAACAUCUUCUUCAAUUACAUCAACGUAGUGGCAGGAAAUGUUUAUGAUCGGGUGUUGCUGAUGUGGCAAAAUAGGAUGGAAGAUCAGCGUCAUAACCUGGAAACUCUCGAACGUCAACUCUUAGCUGUAAUCGAUGCUUUAAAGGAUCUACUGAAUGAGAACAGCUUUUUCUUUGAAGAAGACUUUGUGUUUGAACCAGUUGUGAAUGGCAAGAUCAUGUAUAACCAACACCUUCCUGUACCUUGGGCAAGUUUCCUUGAAGCUCCCCAAUGGUACAGACUUACCAAUAUGUUCAAGGAGGAAUCUCCUGUGGCUGAGGCACAGAGGAUAUUGUCUGAAGGAAUGGAUGACAUCACCAGUGGGUGGGAGGCUCUGCAUUACCCUGGUGCCUUCACCCCACCCUUCACUGGUACAGCCACCAUUAUGGGUCAACAUGUAACCACUUUCGACCUACGCCACUACCAGUUCCUUGGUCCGUGUUCCUACCUCUUGUUCAGGGACUUUGUUGGAGGAGACUUCACAGUGGUGGGUGUAUAUGAGUCAGAAGCAGGAGUGGUGAGAUUGGAAUCAGUGGAGGUACAGAGUCCUGCCACAAAUGCUACCCUUCAUGUGGAUGGUACUGUGGAUGUCACUGGUCCUGGUGCUGAGACCUUCACUAGUGGUCAUCAGUCUGGUGUGAAGAUUGGGGGUUUGAUGGUGACCUGCAAUAAAGUGUCACAAGGAUGUUCCUUCACUGUCUCAGGCAAAUAUUUUGGCAGACUGGCAGGUCUCUUGGGUAACUACAACUAUGAACCGUCAGAUGACUUCCGUGGCCCUGAUGGAUCUCACCUUGACAGUGCUGCAGAUAUGGCCACUAAAUGGGCCGUCUCCUCUAAACCUUGCUACCAGGUAAACUAUGCAACUCAGCUGGAAGAACUUAGUGUAGCUAAGGGUGUCGCUGACUGUACAGACAUCUUCCUCCAUCAAGACAGUCUCCUUAGUGACUGCUUUUAUCAUGUUGACCCACAACCAUACUUCUGGCAUUGUAUUAAUGAUCAUAAUCGACCUCAAUAUAAGGGUGAGGUUGAGAAUGGAGCAUGUAAGGCGGUGGCAACAUACCGUACUCAAUGCCUCACCCAUGGAAUCAGUGUACCAUCAGUUGACAAGUGUGUGACAGUUGCAGAUGUUCAGCGCAUGGUAGCACCUGCAAUCCCUCAGGCACCCAUUGGCACUGGUACUUGUACUGUGGCUGGUGAAACAGUGCCAAAUGGCUGGUCACACAUUUACGAAGGAGAAACUGAAGGUUCUGCUGAUAUUGCUCUCAUUGUUGAAUUGGCCAACUGCAACAAGGACAAAAAUUUGCAAAUGCUCCUCAAACUACUUAAUGUACACCUCAGGAAAACAGGCAUUCAGGACGUACGAUAUACAUUGAUAACUGUAAAAGGAGAUAAUGUGGAACUUCCCACUGCCUUCAUGAAUGAUAAAGACAUGUCUGCUCUUCUUGGUACGUUGGUCUUGGAGGGGCCCAAAGUUGACCAUGGUGGACCUGAAGCUGUCAUAUCCACAGCUAAGAACCUCAGGUGGCGACCUGGAGUUUCUCGUUCCAUACUCCAGUUGUCAUGUCGUGCUUGUAAUGAAGGCGAUGCAGUUCUUCAGGCUCUACAAUCAAAUGAUGUCACUCUCCAUAUCGUGACCAAGUUCAAGGUCUUUAUGUCAGCAGCGAAUAAGAAGAAGAGUGCAACUAUGGCCAGCAAGCUGAUAGGAUUUGAUGAGAAAUAUGUGUUUACACCAAGAGACAUUAAGAAAUUCAGUGGCAAUGUGAAGAUGCGUGCAGCUCUCCAGGAACCUGAUGGCUCCUGUAUUGAGGCUGCUCAGGCAUCAGGAGGAUCUGUGUUCAGUAUGAAUAAAUGGAUCACAACAAAAAAUGAAGCUGCGAAGAAAUUCCUGCGAGUAUUAAAUCAACGAUUAACUUUCAACACUGUUACCCCUGAAUGUCAGGAGUGUCGAUGUAUCACCAGCACCACAGAAGCAGAUGCCACUUGCCGCAAGUGUUCAGAUAGUUCUGGUUUCCCAGAUUUUAUAGAUCUCCCACAAGUCCCACAAAGUCAGGUGGAGGAAAUGGAAAAGACAGAAGUGGAAGUAACAGAAGUAACAAAGAAGAACCUGACCAUCAAAGCAGAUAUUAAAAAAGAUUUCAUAGAACAGUUUGUUGAUGACAAUGCAGCAUUUGCUCUGGUGAGAAGUGAUGAUGAUGAGUCUGAUGAAGACUCACACAGCGAUGAAUCAGAUGAGAGUGAGGAGGAAGAAGAGAAACAAGCGGGUGGAUAUGAAGAAAGACGUGGAGUAGAGGAACGAGCGGGUGAAGACGAAGAAAUGUAUGGAGGAGAGGAACAGGCGGGUGAAGACGAAGAAAGAUAUUAUGAUUAUUAUUAUGAAAGUGAUGUAGGCAGUUAUGAUGAGUCAUAAAAACUACUCUGCCUGAUAGGUUAAAAGACGAUCUGGUUUUUCUACAAUCAAAGCAGUGUGGGGAGAUACAAUAACAGUUACUCAUGGUUGAUCAACAUCAUGCAAGAAAUGUGAGACAGACACAAACAAGAGGAGGGAACUGUGAUGUGGAAGAAGACAAUAUUGUGCAAAUAUUAUGGGAAUAAAAUUAAAGAUGACCUAGAACCUAUCUGUAAAGGGAUGUAGAAAUUUUGGGUUGACGUGAAAAUGACACUGAAGUAAACAUCUCCAGUACUGUACUGUAUACUGUAAUAUUUCAGUGAGAAAGUCAGACAUGCCUAUGUUGUUCAUGCUCAUUGGAAUUACAUGUGUAACUACAAUUAAAUACAGAAAUUACAUAAACUUCUUCGUCUAAUGGAAUUAAGAAAUAAAAAAAUAUACGUAUAUAUUUAUGUAGCUGCUAUAAUUAUCGUUGACUUUCUGUAGGCUUAUUAAAAAUGUUGGAAGUUUUUAAAAGUUGUGUUUGAUCAUGUUAUGGUUCUAUUGUAUGUAAGAUAUGAAGUUAUUGUACAGGAGUGUUCAUAAAGUCCUUUUCUGGUUUUAAAUGUUUAUUACAACAAAACCAACAGAGAUAGAAUGAUACAGUGUUUUGCAUUAUGUUCCUUAGUUAAUCCAAUUUUGCAUACAUCAUCAUCCACUUUAAUAUGUGCUCCUUUUGUGGCCCUCAGCACAUCCAAAUGAUACUGUACUCCACUUCUUGCCACAUGUUCACCAGCGUACCAGGUGUUACUCUUCCAAUGCCAUCAGUUAUCCAUGUACAAAGGGUUUCAGUGUCACCAACAUAAUUUUUCACAUAAUACCACAAGAAGUCUAAAGGUGUAAUAUCAGGAGAGCAAGGAAGCCAUGGGAUUGGACCAUUGCAAGGGAAUUUCUCAUCGAGAAAUCAAUGCACCAUUAAACUCCAGUGUGGAGGUGCAACAUCACACUGAAAAAAGAUACUUGGAUGCAACUCUAUUUACACAUUAUGAUGGCUUACUUGUCCACACACAAGAAAGUACUUCAUCGGUGAACAUCUCUCUUUGUAAGUAGUCGUUGUCGUCAGCGAUCGACUUCAGCAUCGAACAUGCAAACUCAUAGCCCUGAAGCUUGUUAUUCGGUUGUAAAGCCUGGACUAUUUGCACUUUAUACUCAUGGAAUUUCAAAUUUUAAUGCAGAAUUUUAUGCAUAGUUGUGGUUGGUACUUGCAGUUCCCUCGAUGAUUGCUGAAUAGACUUUCUAGGACUACGUUGGAAUGCUUCAUGAACAUAAUCAAUGGACUUUGCAGACAUCCUUGGACGUCCACUUCAAAACAAGUCGGAAACACUUCCUUUCUCCAUGAACUUGUGAAACCAAGCCCAAAUACUGGGUUUUGAGGGAACUUUCUGAUCUGCUGGCGGUAAUUCCUUUGAACAGUUGUCACUGAUUUGGACUCUGCAAGCCAGACGAUACAUUGUGCUUUCUCCUCUAUUGACAACAUCACCUAUUUUAAGCUUCUCUAACAACACAGUAGGCAUUAAUUCCAUAGAACCUGUGAAACAAAACAAAACAAAACAAAAUUGAUUGGCUAAGGAACAUAAUGCAAAAAGAAUUAUCAUUCUAUCUCUGUUGGUUUUGUUAUAAUAAACAUUUAAAACCAGAAAAGGAUUUUAUGACCACCCUGUAUUUGUUAAAGGCAUUUUAUCAGCAGUUCUAACAAGAAGAUACUUUAUCAUUCAGUGGUAGACCUUGGAUCUCAAAGUUAAUUUUAAUAUUCUUACGAAGUGCUGUUUUAAUUUAUAUUUUAUGCAAAACUCUUUACUUAUAUGCCAAGUGACAUAACUUUUCACAAUUAAAAAUACCAUUUUGCAUCUUAUGCAUAGUGUACUGUAGAUACUUUUUUUUGUGGUAAUUUGUACCUAAACAACACAGUUCAUAACCUUAGCAAGUACAUAUUGUUGAUGUACUUCAUAUGAUGGUGUAAGUCAGGGGUUCUCAAACUUUUUUCACCAGGUACCCCCUGAGUUAUCAGACCAUCGACCCAUACCCUCAUUACUUAGACACUGAAUAUAGAAUGGUACUACACCUGAUAUUGAAAACAUUUUGAAACUGUAAUUACUUUAUUAAGCAGAGAAGCAUUAACUGUAUAUUGAUUUUUGCCAGCCCUCUGGUGUCCCCUGGAAAUCCUCCUGCAUUCCCUUGGGGAUUUGGAAAUCCCAGUUUGAGAACCCAUGGACUGUAAGUCAACAAUUUACUUCACAAAUAUACUCACAAUAUCUUCAUUGGUAAAAUUACACACACUUCCUUCAUGAGGCAUUUACUGUUGUGUCUGUUAAUGUUCAGUUAUGUAUAAGGAAUUACCUGUAUUGAUAACUUUUUUCAGUACAUGUUAAAUUCAUUUUAGAUGCUAUUGUCAUAUGUACUUUCUGCACAGCCUGUCAGCAGAGUAUAUUUGUCAUAUACAGGAUAUUAAUACUGAAAUAUGUUUUUGAAAAAUUAUAAAGAUAAGCUUAAAUGAUAUUUUAUUGUUAAAGCUUUAACCAACAUUUAUGUAAUGUACUGUACUGUAUAACCAAUAGGUCAAACACAAGCAAAUAUUGUGUGUUUGUUUUGUGGUUCUGUCAUGUCAGAGAAAUAUUUAGUUCUUAAAGUGUUACAUUUUUUAAUUGUUAUCAAACUAUCUUUGUGAUAACUUUGUCAGGAAGGUUUUGUUGUAACAUCUCAAUAUAUAACUAUGAUUGCCAGUUACUGAAUUCCUUUGUAGUACAGUAUAUGUGAUGUGCUGAAAUAUAGCUUAUUUAAAUACGUACAGGAUAAUACAGUACUGUAGUUUAAUUUAUGCUUCACCUGUCACCUGAAUGAACAAAAUCUGGUUAUCUCAG
Homarus americanus (American lobster) is the source of this 21902-nucleotide messenger RNA. RefSeq lists its product as uncharacterized. Gene Ontology annotation, biological process: lipid transport. The transcript is spliced from 48 exons. Bases 1 to 19026 code for a protein of 6341 amino acids. NCBI's taxonomy places the organism in Eukaryota, Metazoa, Arthropoda, Malacostraca, Decapoda, Nephropidae. Gene Ontology annotation, molecular function: lipid carrier activity. The record is from RefSeq and is a predicted model, not a curated record.